GACCCAUUACAAAACAGUCCACUCCCUUUUUUAACCCUAAAUUAGAUUAUGUUUUUUCCCCCAAAUCAUCAUCUCCCUGACCUCACCACUCUUCCUCCAUUUUUCUGGUGACAAUCACCAGUCGGCCUCCCUAUCAAUCACGGUGGGUCACCAACCAACACCCCUCUCUUCUACACCAUUCACGUUUGUAUCUCCACCACCAAGCCCUCUCUCCGCCAUUCAUGGAUGCAUCACCACCAACAGCCACGAUUAUAACAUAAAAUGAAGAACAAUAUGGAAAAUCAAGAUUCCAAGGAAUAUUUUUCGGCAACAGUAACUUUGAAGAAUAAUGUAAGGGUAUUCAAAAACAUCAAAGAGAAACUUACGCCUGGCCAGAGAAAGUUGUUUGAGACUACUUGUUUUGGACCCUGGUUGCAAGUGCAACACCCAAAUGGAGAUCCAUUGUUGUGUCAUUUAAUUUUGCAAAGCAUGAUAGAUGAUGUACCACCCGAGGGAUUGGCAUGGCACCCUUCUGAUAUGUGGUUUCAUUUCCCUCCGGCAUAUACUCGUUUUGGCCGUGAAGAGUUUUGUCUGGUCACAGGUUUACGAUUUGGACGACAUGACACAUUUAGUUCGUACACCAAACAUAUCACCAAAGCAUUAUGGCCCGAGAAAGUUUUUACUGAUUUAGGAAAUGUUAAAAAAGUGAAAAUCAUGGAUUUGAAAAGAUCAUUCGACAAACUUGAUUUUAAAAAGAUGAAUGACAUUGAUGUUGUCCGGCUAUGCCUUUUGUAUGCCGUUGAUGUUGGUUUUCUAGGAAGACAAGACUCUCAACCCAUUUCUAAGGAUUUGUUAUUGUUGGCGGAGAAUCUAGAUGCAUGGAACUUAUUUCCAUGGGGCUCAUAUAUAUGGGAAUUUACUCGGAAACAAUUAUCCACGGCUAUCGUUAAGCGUCCGCAUGUGCAUCAAAAUGGAGUCAAAUACACUUUGUCAAGAUUUGUUUGGGCGUUUAAGAUAUGGAUACUUGAAGCAUUUCCUAGUAUGCGUUCUUUUACCAUGAAGAUGUCAUCCAAAGAUAUACCGGAUAUUCCAAGGGCUAUUGCUUGGAAGAGGAAGAAGCAAUUGAAUUGGACUGAGUUAGUAACCCACGCGUCGAUCAAUGAUAAGGAAGAUAUCCCGGUCCAAACAUUGACGCCCACCGAGGCCGAGGCUGCUACCGAGUGGUGGCAAGCUAGCAAACGUUUUUUCGAUGGGACGGAUGAUCAGGAUCUCUCGGUAUUUGAGGAUAGAGAUGGUGGUCCAGAUGACUCCUCACCAUGGCACCGAGAGAAAUCACCUUAUCAAGACAAUUCUCCUAGAGAUCAAUCACCUCAAAAAUCUGAUUUUCCAUAUAGAAAGAAGCAACGCAUACAUAUGUCUCCCCGUUCUCCACCUUUACGAGAUGAAUCUGCCACAUCUGGCCCUCUGAUAAAUACUCUGCUUGAUGAGGUAUGGGAACUCAGGGAGAUAGUUUCUCUUGUUUCACCCUUGCAAAAGGAGGUGCGUCUGUUAGAAGAUAAAGUUUCAUCAUUGCAAGAAGAAGUGAGAGUUUUACAGGCCGAGAGGCCUCAAGAUUUUUUGCAUGAUGACCGAUACUAUUCUGAGCCAGACCAACCAUCUGCACUAGGUGUAAGACGAGGAUCACGUGUCAGAUAUCUUGGAGCUGCCUACAAGUCACCAUACACGGAAUUAGGUCGAAGAAAAAUAAAGAAGCAGAAUCUGUCUCCUCUUAUUGUUGAGGCUAGUCAGGCUAGUCAUGCACCAACUCAGGCUCCUGUUAGCACGCCUGUACAACCCCAGAAAAAAAAAGAAGCAAAUGUGUUGCUGAUAAACCACCUACGAAGAAGCCUAUCCCGUCUCCUGCUAUUGUUGAGGUCGGUCAGGCUAGUCAUGCACGUGUUAGCACACCUGUUCAACCCAUAACAAUCAACUGUCGUGUUGAUAAACCACCUAUGGUGAAUGAUAUGCGGGACCCAAUAUGGCUUUCAUAUAAGUUAUCAACCAGUACCAUUCCCGUGGGCAAGAGAUGCAUACUUCCGGUCACAAUCAAGGAUAAAACCGCCUGGGCUAAGAAUGCAGUUGAUUUUUAUCUUCAUGAGCUGGGACAGGGGUGCUAUGUGGACUUAUAUGUGGACUUAUGUCGAAUGAGAGAUACAAAAUUGCUUCUUGAGCGGUUGUGGUGGGGUAUUUUACUAGGGGUUGAAAGAAAUGGCUAUCUUGAGGAUGUGCAUAUUGAUGCAUGGAUGACACGACUUCAAAUUUUGCGAAAAUUUGGGAAAUAUGGGAAAGUGGAAGACAAACGAUGGACUAUCAUGCCUUCGUGUUUUAGUCAAGUUCUGUUGGAGGCACCGUCAGCUAGCUCAUGCGGAAUAGCUAAUGGAGAAAAUGCAAUUUAUGCUAAAUGGUGGGAAGUUGAUAAGGUGUAUAUCCCUCUCUGCUUACGUAAACACUGGUUUCUGGUUGAGCUUCAACUCCCGUCAUUAAAGGCGGUGGUAUAUGAUAGCAUGCUCGGUUACAUAAACGAGGGUGACUUGGAUAAUAUUUGUACUAGAUGGACAAAUCUUCUCCCUAAAUACCUGGAUAAUCUUUCUUAUUGGGUAAGAUCUGGAAACGAGAAGCCCAAAGAGUUUGAGGUUAUAAUGACGACAGACAUGACAAUGCCACAACAAGCAAAAAUUGCAAGAGGAGAUUGUGGUCCAUUUGUAUGUAUGUGGUUGGAAAGGGCCGCGAAAGACAUGGAUUUCCAUAUUCCGGGAGAUAUAAAUAAAGGUGCAUUUGGGUUGUUUUACCGACAUUAUAUGGCUAGAGAGUUUUAUUCAAGGCGUAUCCUACCUUGAUGACAUGGGUGCAACACGAGUGGCAGAAGAAACAAAGAAUAGGGUGUUGGUAAUUUUUUGGAAUAUCGAAUGGCAGAAGAAACAACAUGUUUUGAACUAUUAGUGGUGGUUGUAUUUUGUAGGAUCUGCUCAACUAUUAUGUAUAGGGCUGCCCCAUCUUUAGUUUCAUCUUUUUUGCUCAUGUUUUGAACAAUCUGCUCCACUAUUAGUGUACAAUAUAUAUGGCUGUCCCAUUGCUAGUUACUGUU
Molecule: messenger RNA, 3103 nt
Organism: Erigeron canadensis
Lineage: Eukaryota; Viridiplantae; Streptophyta; Magnoliopsida; Asterales; Asteraceae
Exons: 7
Coding region: 262-1941 (559 amino acids)
Source: RefSeq, a predicted model, not a curated record